Messenger RNA from Drosophila takahashii, 498 nucleotides. RefSeq lists its product as uncharacterized. NCBI's taxonomy places the organism in Eukaryota, Metazoa, Arthropoda, Insecta, Diptera, Drosophilidae. The record is from RefSeq and is a predicted model, not a curated record.
CUGUUUAAUCAUAUCAGUUUCUGUUCAAUCAGCGGAUAUACAACCAAAAAAUCAAUUCAAGAUGUUCAAGUUUUUCGCUCUGUGCCUGUUCGCCCUGUUGGCCGUUGCCUGUGGCAAGCCGCAAUUCCUGACCGCCUACAGUGCGGCCUCCCCCUACGUGGCUGCCACGCCCUACGCCUACUCCGCCGGCGGACUCUACGCUUCUCCCUACAGUGCGGCCUACACCAGCGGCGUCUAUGCCUCGCCCUACGCCUACUCCGCCUACAGCCCCUACAGCUCCCUCUACCUGAGACGUUAAGUGGAGUGAACACUGUACUACGAUAAUUCCUGAUGACGACGACGACUACGACGACCUAAUGAACAAAUAAACCUGAUAAAACAGAUAAAGAUUCCAAACAGACCAAAGGCCAGCUAUUUGCUGUCAUUUGCUUUGAGCAACUGCAGAUUAAAAGGGGGCGAAAAAAUGGGAGUGGCCAGGCCCCACACUCGAAAAAAAUG